AUGGGCCGCCAAAAGCAAACAACACCGCUUCAGCGAGUCCCCUCGUCCUCGUCCUCGCCCAUGCAUAUGCCCUCCAAUGAGCCCGAACUGAACGAGAAGAACGCAAAUGGAAGCACAAAAGAUUCACACGCUAACGGCAGCGCGUCUGUCAAGGAAGCAGUUGUGUUGGAACCAGAGGUCGAUACCCCCGGCUUGACACAGCUUCUCAUUUGCGUUCUUGGUAUCUACGCUGCAUUGCGAUCACUACUACCUCAUACCCCAUUCGCCCCGCAACGGCCGCCGAACCAGAACCCCCCUACUGAGCGAUUCACCUACUCCCUGGUGUUGAACACUGUUCAGUCAUCGUUCGCUGCCAUCACCGGCUUCAUCUACCUCUUCUUCUCCACGCCGAAGGGUCAGAAAACACCCUCUCCCUUCCCGACCCGACGCAUCCUCUUCCCCCUGCUCCUCGUCAGCAUUUCCUCGUCUCUCGCAUCUCCAUUUGGCUAUGCCAGUCUUGCUCAUAUCGACUACCUCACCUUCAUUCUCGCGAAGUCAUGCAAACUCCUACCGGUCAUGCUUCUCCACCUGACAAUCUUCCGCAAGAAAUACCCGCUGUACAAGUACGGUGUCGUUCUUCUCGUGACGCUGGGCGUGGCAACCUUCACCCUGCACCACCCUGGUACGAGUAAGAAAGUCGCUGCUUCAGCCUCCAAGCAGUCCGGUUCCUCGGCAUGGGGAAUCUUCUUGCUGUCCAUUAAUCUUCUCCUCGAUGGCCUGACCAACACAACACAAGACCAUGUCUUUACCUCCCCGAAGCUGUACACCCGCUUCACGGGACCCCAGAUGAUGGUAGCCCAGAACGUGCUCUCCACCAUCUUGACGACCGCGUAUCUUCUCAUCAUGCCGCAUAUCUCGCAGAGCGGUAUCCUGCACAGUCUCCUCCCGUUCCCGAUCCCUCCCUCCACCGAGGCGGAGCUGUACUCUUCCAUCUCUUUCCUCGCGCGCCACCCCGAAGCCUUGAAACAUGUUCUUGGAUUCGCGGCGUGUGGAGCUGUCGGACAGCUUUUCAUCUUUUAUACGCUGUCACGCUUUUCGUCUCUUCUUUUGGUAACUGUGACCGUUACACGCAAGAUGUUGACUAUGCUUCUGAGCGUCUUCUGGUUCGGUCAUGCUCUGUCCGCUGGUCAGUGGUUGGGAAUUGGUCUGGUGUUCGGUGGCAUCGGGGCUGAGGCUGUUGUCCAGAAACAGGAGAAAAAGGCAAAGGAGCUGGCUAAGAAGGAGGCUGCUAAAAAGGAGCUGUAA
Molecule: messenger RNA, 1284 nt
Organism: Penicillium manginii
Lineage: Eukaryota; Fungi; Ascomycota; Eurotiomycetes; Eurotiales; Aspergillaceae
Product: UDP-galactose transporter HUT1
Exons: 2
Coding region: 1-1284 (427 amino acids)
Biological process (GO): UDP-galactose transmembrane transport
Cellular component (GO): Golgi membrane; endoplasmic reticulum membrane
Molecular function (GO): UDP-glucose transmembrane transporter activity; UDP-galactose transmembrane transporter activity
Source: RefSeq, a predicted model, not a curated record